AUGGAUUCCCGUCAAGUCAAGACGCCAAAGUACAUGGUGUACUGUGUACUUGUGGCGUGCAUUGGAUCAUUCUCUAAUGGAUGGACCAUCGGAUGUGCCAACCUACCAGGUGAUGUAACACACCAAUGUCCAACAGGGAUGCGACGAUUAGCGACACCCGUUUUGCCCGAUUGUAUACCGAUGGGCACGUCCUUGUGGGGUUUUGCAGUGGCCUCAUUUUGCGUUGGUGGUCUUGUAGGCGGCGUAUGUGGCGGCUGGGUGCAAACCAAAUUGGGUCGUAAAAAAGCCAUUAUAUGGAACACGCUUGGCUGGAUCAUUGGUGGAUUACUAUUGGGUCUAUCGGUCAACGUGGCCAUGUUUAUCAUUGGACGUAUUCUAUGUGGCCUUUCAUGUGGUCUUGGAUCACUUGCGAUUCCCACCUAUAUUGGCGAGACAUCAAGUAUUCGUGCUCGAGGUGCAAUGGGUGCCAUGAACCAAUUUUUGAUUGUGAUUGGCAUUUUGCUAUCAGCUAUUAUUGGCCUGCCUACCUCUUCAGUACCCUAUUGGCGUAUCAAUUUUGCCAUUGUGGGUGUACCAGCUAUUAUACAAGCGAUGCUUAUGACAACAUGUGUUGAAUCACCACGAUGGUUGGUAUCCGAUAGCCGACUUGAAGAAGCACGUGCAUCAUUACAACGACUACGUGGCAAGAACGCUAUUAUCCAAAAUGAGUUUUACGAAAUUGUUGAAGGCCAAGUGGGCACCAUGCGCGCAAGAAGUGUACUCCAGCAUCCUGAAAAUGCUGAAAAGAUCUUGAGUGGCAAAUGGUCUAUGGAAGAAAUCAAUGAAGCCAACAAUAAUCAUAACCCCAACACCUUACCUACCGACACCUUGGAUGCCAACGAGCAACAAAAAAUACACCCCGAUGUACCACGCACGAGUGUGGAUAAUGAUACCAUGAUCAACCCAGUACCAACGGGAGAAACAGUGCCUGUAGAAACCGGUGAUCCAAGUGGUGGUGUACACAAGCCCAUGAACAUUAUCCAGAUCUUCCGUGAUCCCGUAAUUCGACGUAUCUCACUUGUGGUAUUUAUGCAUCACGCAAUUCAACAACUAUCAGGUAUGAAUGCUGUGAUGUAUUAUUCGACCAACAUCUUCGCAUCAGCAUUCGAUUUGACCAUGUCAAAGUAUAUGGCUAUUGCUACGAAUGGAGUCAACUUUGUUGUCACUAUUGGAGCCGUGUAUCUUGUUGAUCGUAUGGGUCGUCGACCGCUCUUGCUUAUUGCAGAAGGUGGUGCAUGUUUAUUUUCAGUACUCCUUGUCGUGGGCUAUGCUUGCAACAAACCAGCCUUGCUGGUGGUAUCGGUGUUCAUGUAUGUGGCGUCCUUUGCUAUUGGCAUUGGUCCAAUCCCUUGGAUGAUCACCUCUGAACUUACACCCACGUAUGCUAAUUCUUCGGUGGGUGCUAUUGCCACAGGUGUCAAUUGGGCCAUGAACUUUGUGGUUGGUCAAGUAUUCCCGGUGAUCUUUGCUGGUAUCGAGGGCUACUCCUUUGCCAUUUUUGCAGGCAUUUGCUUGCUUGCAUGGUUGUUUACGUUUUUCAUGCUUCCUGAAACCAAGAAUCGUUCAAUCGAGAAUAUUGUCAAGGGCUUCCAAACGGGUGGUACCAGAAUGCUGGGUCUUGCACGUCGUCGAUCAUCCGAGAACACAAUGGUGGAACAUCAACCACAACAACAAGGUGAUGCUUGA
Lichtheimia ornata is the source of this 1725-nucleotide messenger RNA. RefSeq lists its product as uncharacterized. Gene Ontology annotation, biological process: monosaccharide transmembrane transport. Bases 1 to 1725 code for a protein of 574 amino acids. The record is from RefSeq and is a predicted model, not a curated record. The transcript has 4 exons. NCBI's taxonomy places the organism in Eukaryota, Fungi, Mucoromycota, Mucoromycetes, Mucorales, Lichtheimiaceae. Gene Ontology annotation, cellular component: membrane. Gene Ontology annotation, molecular function: hexose transmembrane transporter activity.